UUCUAACAAAAGCCACACAUCGGCACUUAGCGAAGCCUAACGUUUGCGGAAUCCAUUUAAUGGUUUACAGAGGAUGUUUAUUGCUGGUAUUAAUUUUCAGUGACAGGAUGUGGCAUAUGAUCCAUUAGUUCUGAUCGAUUUCAGGAGAUCGAUUUCGUUUCCGUGACGCGCAGCGAUGCAGAUAAACAACAGGGGCCCUGUGGCCCCCUGGCUCAGGAACGUGGGCGUGACCAAAGCCAAUGUCAGACUUUCCACUAGAAAACUAAACUCCUAAGUCAGCUCAAUUAGCUGAUUCCGGAGGCGACGGCGUAAACCAACCAAUAUGUCGUUAUCUGUUUUGCGUGAUCCACAACCAGUGUCAGACGCUCAGGAAAACGGCGUGGACCCCAAAGAUUACGACUUCGCCCCCGAGGAUGUUUAUCUGCGAGACAGGCGAAGGGCUAAAUCUUUACCAGCUUACCCGGAGCAGGCGAGCCUGUUAAACGAGAUCUCUCAGAGCUGCAGAAAACGAGUGAAGUUUGCCGAUGCACUCGGCUUAAACCUGGCGAGCGUAAAGCACUUCAGCACCAACGAAGAUCCUGAGAUUCCCUCGAAGGUGUUCACCAGGCUACAAAGCUUCCCACCGCAACCGGACCGCGAACUUUUCGGCGAGCUGUGCGUCAACUUUAAAUCCACUCUGACAACGGACCGCUUCGUGCCCACGUUCAAGACGCCCGUGGAUUCCGCCGACUUCGAAGCGCGCGUAAAACGCUGUCAGGUUGCUUUGGAGAAAGUUACAGUCACUCAUUUUGAUGUGCGUGGACUGAUACGCGUGAUGUCUGCGGACAGUCGGAAGAAAGAAGUAGGAGUGAGAUACACAUUCAACGACUGGCUGUCUUUUGUAGAUGCGCAAGCGAUUCCGGUGUCAGCGGAGGACAUCGCUGGCGAGAGGUUCUCCUUCACAAUGUACACGCCUCCAUUUCUAGAACCGAGUUCAUCUGUCCAUUUUGCUGUGUACCUAAGGGCCGACCAUGGCGAAUCUUGGGAUAACAAUGACGGACGAAACUACACGCUGCUGUAUCGCUGUGUGCCUCCGUACGAGACACCAGCUUUCCACAAGACAUGAACGGAACCUGACGGGCGCUUUUACGCAAAUGGAACACGAAUGCGCGCAGAUCUUUUCCCUCCGGUUGUGUACCAAAGAUCUUCGUAAACCUGUGGGACAGAAAUCAUUUUAGAACUGACUGUUAUAUCAGAUUUUGAAUAAUUAUAAUAAUAUCAUCAGCUGGUGAGGAUCAGGAUGUUGCUGGUUGUUUCGUCUUAAACAAAUGGUGCUUGCCUUAGCAGUGAACAACUGUUAAAAAUGCUACAUUAGCGCAACUGCAGUUUCAUGCUUUCGCAAACCACAGGUUUGUAAAUGACAUGACCACUUGACAACUCAAAGUACACAGUCUUCACUUGCUGUCAAGCACAUAGUAGAGUUCAUACCGUUAUGGACUCUGGCCCACAGACAUCACAGCAGUGCCUCUGUGUAAUGUAAACACAUGCGCUACCUUGUUGAUACACGUUAGGUGCUCUUUCCCAGACAGACUAGUACAGUGGAUUUAUCCUACCUGUCUCAAGCAUCUCUGUGAAACCAUAAGCCAAUGACACAUUUUCAUUCCACAAAGUCAGCAUUUAAUAGUGAUUAAAUCAUGGAUUGUCAUAUGUGCCAUUAUACAUAGCCUGACACUCUUUUAGCAAAAUGGAUUGUCAAAGGUCAGUCUCAAGAAUAACACUAUGAACCACUGAGACCAAACAGCAGUUUAACAACCACAAAGUAAUUUGUUUUAUUUUGGAUGACUAUCACAUCUGACAAAGUAUAAUUAGAUAAUUCUCUAAGAAUUGUUAAAGGUUUAAAGGGUAGGAAAGCUUUCCAAAUAACACAUAAGUAUUAUAGAUUUCUGGUCAUGUUACUGGUUGUUUGUUGCUUGCUGUGUGCUUUAUCUGUCAUUGGAGGCACAUCAGUGAGACAGUAAAAAAUAACAGUGAUUCUAAUGUAACUUCCCACUGGUUUGUAACGACCAUGUAAUUCUUCUUAUCAUCAUAAAAAAGGUGCCAAAAAUAAACAGCUAUAAUGUGGAAGUGUUAAGGCAUGAAAGUCCAUUAGCAGAACAAACUUCCUGCUUAAACGCUGAUUUUCAGUGCUAUGCAGCACACCUGGCAGUUGGAACCAAUGCCAAGGGCUAGUCAUAAACAGGACCUCUGUUCAAAAGUCCCAACCAUUCUGAUGUCAGGUAGAUAAAAACAUAUACGAUGCAACUUAAAGUGACCUUUUUACCCUCAAAUGUGCAACGACACAUAUUCCAAAAAGGAGAAACAAAUUAUGGUGCAUGUAACAAAGCCUGAAGGUAGCCGCCCUACCUGGGACUUGAAACCCAGGGCUGACAGGAGGUAAACGUGAGCUCUGACCACCAGACCUAAGAGCCAGCUCCCCGGCAUAGCAGCCAGAGCACUGUUAACCUUGCUAAGUGAAGGUCUCCAUCACAGUGCAAUAUCUACAAAAAUGUUUUGGGGGAAAGCCCAUGUGAACACAUCCAGAGUAAGUUGGUUUCACGGAUACGGUAUGUUUAUAUAUGCGGAAAAUGAACAAGUCUGAUUAAAAAAAAAGGCUGUUACCUAUAGUGUAUGAGAAGCGCCUAAAAUAUCUCAACCUUAAGGCAAAACAAAAGUAUUUUAGGGCUUACUCAAAGUUAAGAAAAUUGAUUUUUUUUUGCUUUAUUGCUCAGGAGUUGUAGAACUAUAUAGAAGACAAUGUUUCAACUCCUCAUUUCAUAAGCUGUUUCAAAAGCUUCACUUUUCUCAGUUGUUUCACUUGUAUUUUAUGCAUUUGAUGUUUCACCACCAUAUAAUUUUGAAAAUUAAAAAUGUGAUUUGAAAAGGUAUGAGUGAACUACUGGGUGCAGAUUUCCUUCCAUAUGACUCAUUAUUUCUUCUCUCUAUCUGUAGGAAGUUGGCAGACAAAAAUCUGUUUCUAACCGAAACAAGACAUGAAUUAGGAAUAGAUUUUCAUAAAACAUCAUUUAGAUUACCAUGACUCAUAAGCAAUCAAUCAUUCACAUUGCUAUGACUCAUAAGCCAUCAUUCACAUUACUAUGACUCAUUUAAUAUUUGGAAGCUUUGUGUAGUCUUUGUCAAUGUUAAAAAAAAAAACCCACGAAGGACAUCUUUUCAAAAUAUUGUGUACACCUGAAUCUUGCUUUUCACAGGCAGUAUUACAUCUGCCAUUUGACAUCAGUCUCAGUCUCAACUCUAAGAGUAAUACCUCACUGAUGUUGUACAUCCCUCCUUUCUGUCCUGCUUUUUAAAUACUUUUUCGGAGUCAAGAUCAAACGAACUGAAGUGUCACAUCAAAAUAUUUCCAUGCUUUUUAAGAUUGGUUUACGUUGUGCACUCAAAUGAAGGGGACAGGACUAGAACAUGACCAAAGCUACCUCUCCUCUGAACCUGUGUGCAGCCCCUCAGACAUUGGGUAAUAUGAUCUUUAUACCUACACCUUCUACUCACUAGGUCAUCCCUACUUAAAAACUAACAGAGUAAUCUAUUUAUAACUCCCUAGCCUUGUGGGAUAUCUUUACCCAUUUGGACCUUCAGCACAGAUUAGUUGUUACAUGCUUCUGAAUUAUGAGUAGCUGUUUAAUUGUACCCCAUCAAGAAUUGUUUUGCAUGCAGUGGCUGAAGUGCACAUACCUUUAUUGAAACACACAAGCACACACAAAAAUAAUUUUAAACGGGUUUGUAAGAGUGGGUUACAAAAGUAGGCUGUGGGAUAAAUCGGUUCAGUGAAGGGAUGCAUGUCCGCACAUUACAAUGUGAACGUUAGGAGGCUGUAGAGGUGAGGGGUAAUCUGGGGACAGGAAGUCUACAAAUCAUGACAAUGAGUCAUCAAGGACACCAAACCUACACCCCAUCGCAGUCACCCAGCCUACAUCCUGGUGUAGGCAGUGUGAAAAUCAGGGGAAAUGCAGACAAGCUGGUUCCUCCCUGGCUCCCCCGAGCUGUGGAACCAUCGCCACACGUCGCUCUGUGAGCGUCCCCCACACCCUGUCAGACGAACUUC
Electrophorus electricus (electric eel) is the source of this 4078-nucleotide messenger RNA. Lineage: Eukaryota; Metazoa; Chordata; Actinopteri; Gymnotiformes; Gymnotidae. The record is from RefSeq and is a predicted model, not a curated record.